ACUAAGCCAAAAACUCAUUUUCUAUCAUAUGCUUGCAUCAGAUUGACGCAACAAUACUCAAAAAUAAAAAAAAAUCACCAUUGGCUCCUCAAAUUUUAUCCACUAAAAUAAUUCUUAGACGUGGGAGUUCAUUCGCUCCUCAAAAAACCAAAAUUUGUAACAGGAGAAGUACGUAGUCCAUCAACCUUAUAUGUUAGUCAACAUCUAUUUAAUUUUUUAGACGUGAGAUCACAUGUGAGUUGUUUUUCAAUAAUUUAGAGGUCUAACUCAUAGAAAAAACCCCUGUAAUUAUAAGAGCUGAUUAAGGGUGUUUUUGACAGUUGACUAGAUUGCAUAUCUGCUUAAACAGCUAAUCUAAAUCUGAAAGCACAAAAAGAUCUUCUUAUUGGCCAAACAUUUAUAAAAAGACUGGAAACAAAAAUAGUUUCUGUCUCAUUUAUUUUCUCUAUUCAUCACAAUCUUUAUUAGAGUCAGUAGCAGCAGCAGCAGAACAACUGAACAAACACAGAGACACCCAGAAAAUUGCAGUAAAUACUACACAAAAACAGAUUGGUGGGUAUUUCUAGAGUUCACAUGAUAAAAUUCUCUACCCAAAAAUACUUUAUUUUCAGCCACAAAAUCUGUUAUACAGAUAUGGUAUGAAUAUGAAUCAAUGAUCAGGCUGAAUUAGGUGUUUUCUUCCUCUGGUUUUCUCUGUUUUAAGCCUAUUUUUUGGGUUUUCUAGAAGAAAAUAUCAUUGAAGUUCUAGAAAAAAUGGAUUCUGAUUUUCAACAACAAUACCAACAUCAUUUUCAAGAUUUGCCUAGACAGUUUUCUCAUCAGAAGCAACAAAGUAAUGGUCUUACACGGUUUCGAUCAGCUCCAAGUUCGUAUUUUUCGAGUUUUCUUGAUGCUGCUGCUGAUACUAUCAGUAGUUUUAAUGGCGAUGGUGGUGGUGGUAGUGGUGGAGGUGGUGGAGAAAGACGAGAUUUUUUGAAUGCUCGACCGCUUAGUCCUGAAACUGAAAACAUAUUUUCAAGGUUCAUGUCUAGUAUUGGUGCUGAAAAUGACAAUCUGCCACAAAAACAGGCCGGAUUACAGAAAUACUCCGCUGUGCAAUCGGAUUUUUCUGUGUGUAUUAAGCAAGAAACCGAUAUUCAACAACAACAGCAGCAACAACAACAACAACAACAACGACAAUCGCAGCUGCAGCAACAACAAUUGCAACAACAACAACAAUUGCAAAAACAACAACAACAAUCGCAAAUGCAGCGACAACAACAACAACAAUCGCAGCUGCAGCAACAACAAUUGCAACAACAACACCGGCAAGGUGUUUACGACAAUCAAUCACAGAUGAUGUAUCACAGCCAAUCCAAACCACCGUUGUCAAAUCAUAACAAUUCAGGUGUAAAUUCAACAGUGCAAAAUUCACUUGGAGCAGCAAGUUCAAUAGGGAUGAAUUCAAUACCCCAGAUGAAGACUGGUAUGGGUGGUGGGGUCAACACUCUCACUAGGCAUAGCAGUUCUCCUGCUGGGUUUUUCUCCAAUCUAAACAUUGAAGGUUAUGGAACAUUGGGAGGGUCAGGAAACUAUGUAGAUAAUGAUCAGAUGAAUUUCUCAUCUGGGUUACCUUCUACUACAGAGAUCAUGAAUUCGAAUUCGGAUGUUGGGAGUAAAAGAUUAAGGAUGAAUAAUAUUGAUGAAACAAGGUUUGAUAAUCCCAGAAACAAUGAUAGAAAUUAUGAGUUCACUAUGAGUUCAUGGGAUGAUUCAAUUCUAUCUGAAACUUUUGAAGACACCAAGACAUUCCCUGAGCUAAAUUCAUCAGAAAAUCAGGGUGGAGAAGGCAAAAACCGGCCACCGCCUUUGGCUCAUCAUCUGAGUUUACCAAAGACAUUACCAGAACUGUCAAAUAUAGAGAAGUUCCUACAGUUUCAAGACACAGUUCCUUGCAAAAUUAGGGCUAAGAGAGGAUUUGCCACUCACCCAAGAAGCAUUGCUGAGAGGGUAAGAAGAACCAGGAUUAGUGAAAGGAUGAGAAAGCUUCAAGAUUUGGUGCCAAAUAUGGACAAGCAAACAAACACAGCAGAUAUGCUAGAUUUGGCUGUUGAGUAUAUCAAAGAUCUUCAGAAGCAAGUUGAGACACUAACCGAUAAUCAGGCAAAGUGCACUUGCUCAAGAUAGUUGGAUGCCAGCAUGUACAAACUAUGAAACGACGGUAAAGAUCAAUCAUGGGUUAAUUAUCUUUUUCUUUCUUAAGAUGCUCGAUCACACGUUAAAAGAUGACGAAAAAAAAAGAAAUUUAAACAAUUAUUAUUCUUGGUUCGCUAUUUCUUUUUUUAUUUAAGAAUUUACCGUAUAAUAUAGCAGAAUAAGUAGUACGAAAAAAAAAAUAGUAAUAUUGUUUCCAAGUGAAGGUAAGAUCUAGAUUCAAUGAAAAGCAGUAAAAAUGAGAAAAGUGAGUGUAUAGACAAGAAUCUAGGUGUCUGUAAAAUGGUUUUUAUGUGCAGAAAUGAGGAAAUGGAGAAAUUAUUAUUUUACUAUUCCCAGAAUGUGGGGAGAGAUUCCUCACUAAUUAUUAUGGCCAGCUUAAUUAUUUUGUCCUGUAGUGUAUUUUCUUUAUAUAAUAAAAAACAUUUAGGCAUCUCCAACGUAAUUAUAUAAUUUUAUAUUGCAUUUUAUAUUACUUGCAUUUAUUUUACUAUGAGUAUUAUUCUAUGUUUUCUCUGACCUGUAAGUUUGAAAAUUUCAAAGGUUACAUGUAAAGUAUGAUGCAAA
Molecule: messenger RNA, 2760 nt
Organism: Amaranthus tricolor (Joseph's coat)
Lineage: Eukaryota; Viridiplantae; Streptophyta; Magnoliopsida; Caryophyllales; Amaranthaceae
Product: transcription factor bHLH122-like
Exons: 6
Coding region: 754-2166 (470 amino acids)
Biological process (GO): regulation of transcription by RNA polymerase II
Cellular component (GO): nucleus
Molecular function (GO): DNA-binding transcription factor activity, RNA polymerase II-specific; RNA polymerase II cis-regulatory region sequence-specific DNA binding; protein dimerization activity
Source: RefSeq, a predicted model, not a curated record